AUGACGACGUUGGACACUGGUCCUUCAAGUCGAUUCCGAGUGUUCCGGUCCAUAUUCAUCUUAAUUUUUAUAUCCAAAUGGACACAGGCAGAGACCGAGAAUGGGUUCAAACAAGACUCCAGUGUUCUCGCCUCAUUUUCUGGCCAUUUUGAAGGUCGCGAGGUGGAAUUAGAGAAAUUGGUAUGACUCAGAACGUCAAGGUCAGGUUACGAAAUGAUUUUAGAUAAUGGACCCGCUCACAAACAGACUCUAUGUCGGCGCUGUCAACCAUCUCUACGAUCUCUCACCAGUCGAUUUGAGUAUUCGAGAACAGGCUGUGACUGGGCCCAAGCCAGAUUCCUUGUUGUGUGCAGGUAAGAUCUUUCAAGAUUAUUCUUGAUGACGUUUGAUUCUACUUCCACGAUUACUCCUCUUGAGACAGUGAUUCUAAAUUACAGGGUGCGCCAAAAAUAUUGGGACAAAAAUCAAUUCCGUGUAGCUUUUUUCGGCUGGCCUUGGAAUCAAAACUUUUGGUCGUUUUAGCAAGGGUAACAGUCUUGCUAUACGGCAACGGUAAUGCCAGGGUUGGGGCCUAUUGCAAACUUGAAAAAAUAUUCAAAAGUUUUUGGGGGACCAAAAUUUUCUUUUCAAGUGGAUGACCGGGAAAUCAAUUUGACCAUUAUUUCCGCUAAGGGAAAGUAAGAUCUUUCAAAUUUAUUGUGUUUAAAGCACAUACUAUUCACUUCGUAACAACGUAUGUAAUCAUGGUUGACGACCGAUAUGGCGGCGCUGGUCGAAAAACCAAAAAAAAAAUCCCGAAAGUUCGGAUUUUUAUGUUUUUAACGAUCUCAAUACCACAGUAUCGCCCGUGUUGCUCUAAAAUUUUGUGGUUAUAGAGUGUGUACAUAGGGAAUUGUCAAACUGUAAAAGAAAAUCUACACCUACAAGGGGACAGUUUCUGUAUGGAAAAAACUUUGUGGUGCGGAUUGGAGGCACGGUCCUUCGAAGCUUGAUAUAUUUUGGCAGUUUACUACAAGUUGAAAAGUACUUGAGCGUAAAAAUCGACGUAACGCUAUACUCGGGAUACAUUCUGACACAACUGAAUUACUUUUAGCGAUCUUCAGUCCAAGCUCACUUGACGAGCAACCUUAGAGUAAAUUCUACCGCUAUAGUCACUAUUUCAUCCCCCAGAGGCAGAAGAUAAAAAAAUAAUUUUUCAAAGACGACUAGUCAGACUCUCGUUGUCCUUAUAAAAGUAUCUCUGAUGCCUAAUACGCUGGGAACCUUACAUGGAAACUUAUACAUAAAAAUCUUUGAUCUUACGGAAGUUUUCUGGAAAACGGCGCGUUUUUAGGCCGACUUUGACGGGCUGUAAAAGAUGUAAUCGUCAUUAUAAGUAAAAAUCAUUUUUAGUGUAUAAAAAGCGACCGCUACUCUGUCAUAUAAAUUGAAUUUCUGCCAUAGCAUGCAACGGUAAAACUAGUGUUUCCAAUUUUUAUCCAUUUUGGGGUCCGUGCCUCAAGGGCCUUAGUUGUGAGCACUUAUAAUGGCAGAUCAGGUGUCGUAUACGACUACUUGGUCUGAGACUUUGAAGAUAGAUUCUUGGGAGCAUUGCACGUUUGCACAAGCGACCACUUUGCUCUUGUACCAUUACAUCCCGCAGGGCAAGUAAAAAUAUGAGUCCCAAUAUUUUUGGCGCACCCUGUAGUUCCCAAUUUCUUUUUUUUCUUGUUUCGCUUUCUUCGGAACAUGCUCGGAUUUACAUUUAAAAUAGGCUAAUUCAACUCUUGGUGGGUCCGGUUCCUUUCCUUCGGAUUCCCGGACUGUGAUUAGCCCGCCGGAAUAAACGGCGGAUGUCGCGGUUGCGUGUGGAAAGGGAACAGACUAACCACACAAGCAAGAGGCUAACUAUGGCCUGAUUGCAUGGCCAAGGCCCUUUAAUCGCAUAUCCUUUCAGCCAAACAAUCCCUUCCUUUCUUCGUAAAGUCAGUGCCUUAGGGAACGAAAUAAAUAUUUCAAAUCAUGUAGUAAAAAUACAAAUUGGAUUGCAAAAUAACAUGUAAACAACAUAAUCGGCGCUUUCAGAUACAUUACGCAGAUGUACGGAGCCCUUAGUCCAAACAAAUUCUUAUACGAAAGCACUGGCUAUAGACCAGGAUUCGAACAAACUGAUUGAAUGCACAAGUCUUUAUCAAGGUCGAUGUCGAGUCAGGAAUCUCUCAAACAUAGGAAGAGAAGCGGAUGUGAAGAGUUCUCGGCCAGGACAAGUUGCCAACGACCAGCAUUCUACUACAGUAAUAUUUGUUGGAUCAGGCCCCACUUCAGUCGGAUUAAACAGUAUUAAUCAGCCUUCUAAAGUAUUAUAUGUGGCGUCCACAUAUGUCCCGAUCCCGAUUGGUCCUCGAGAUGCUUUGGAUGUCCCUGCGGUAUCGAGUUUAUUGCUGGAUCCAUCGAGAUUGUUCGAAUACACAUCUGAGUACAUCUCCUCAGGCACUUUAAUGAAGCUCGAUUAUCUUCAUCGUCCCAAUUUCCAGUAAGUCAUCAUAUUUCUAUUUGAUCUUUCCAUCUUAGGAUAAAUUAUGUUGGGGGAUUCGAAGCAAAUGGAUUUGCAUAUUUUGCGACAAGACAGCCCAAAUAUACAGGAGAAGGGCAACCCACAAUAUCCAAAUUAAUCCGAGUUUGCACUGGAGAUGCCUAUUUCUACAGUUACACCGAGGUGCCCCUGGAGUGUAUAAAGAAUGGAAUUCAUUAUAAUCUUCUGCAAGACGUGUUUUUGGGCAAUCCUGGAUUCGAUUUGGCCAAUGAUAUGGACAUCAAGGUCACCGAUCAGGUGUUAUUUGGGGUCUUCACCCGAGGCGAAGGUCCCGAACGGAAUGUUUCCACCCGAGAAUCUGCGAUUUGUCUUUUCCCCAUCAAGCAGAUUGAGACAAAGUUCUUUGAAAACAUCAGAGAAUGUUACAAUGGGAAUACCAGAACUGUAAGUUUUCGAAAUUUUAAUCUUUUCGGAUCAACUGCAACAUACAAUUUUAGAAUCUUCCCUGGUUUAACUCCGACAAGAAAUGUACCCAGACCAAAUAUCCAGAUUCCGAGAUUAUGUGUGGAAAAGAUGUGAAUAGUUAUAUUGGGGGAGAGAUUCCUAUUGUUUCCCACGCUUCCUUGGCCGAGCAAGGUGUCCAAUUCAAUUCGAUUGUUACAACUUCCGUUCAAAGUGCUACAGUUGCCUUGGUCGGCACGCAGGGAGGCCAAAUCUUGAAGAUAAUCCUGGAGGGGAAAGACAAAUCGCGGAUAUACAAACGAAUCCAACUAACAGAUGGCACUCCAUUACUGCAGGAUGUGGAAUUGGACGAAAAGAACGGACUCCUGUACACGAUGAGUAGGAGCCAUGUGUACAAAGUAAACAUCCGACAAUGCAGUCCUGCCACGGAUUGCCACAGCUGUUUGGAAGCUGGGGAUCCGUUUUGUGGGUGGUGUAUGAGACAAUCCCAAUGUGUGACCGAAGAGGGAUGCAUUGGCGGAGAGAUCAGAGACGCCAAUAACCAGAGGAUAGGGACGAUCCCCGCCAAAAACGAUUGGUUCAAUUAUCGGUCUGGAAGAUGCCCCUUGUAAGAUCACCAUUUGCCUAAUAAUCUAUUUUUAGGAUCCGUUCAAUUGAGCCACAAGAACAACAAAUAACCUCCAGUAAAGUCCUAACAGUCUCAAUGGAGAAUCUUCCCUCUUCUUUGGAAGGAUUCAGCUGUUCAUUUGUCUUCCCCAACCAGCAAUCCUUCAAGAUCCCUGCCUCCGUCACCACGAAUGGAGUCUCUUGUCCAACUCCAACUCGAGCUGAUCUCAAAAGUCUUGAUCCAUCUGACAAGAACAACAAAGUUGGAUUAAAAGCACUUCUGACUGUCCUCAAAGCUCAUGAUAAUUCACCUUUGGCAUCUACCAACUUCACUUUCUAUGACUGUCAUCAACUUCAGACUUGCACUGAAUGUGCUUCAAGUCGUUUUCCAUGUGAUUGGUGUACCAUCAGCAACAAAUGUGUCCCUAAUGCGGAAGAUGUUUGUCAAGGAGAGCCCCUGGUUAAUGCUGUAAAUCGACAAGGACCAUCAUCCCGAAGAGGUCCGGAAUUCUGUCCACGAUUCACUCCAAUGGAAGACGAUGCGGAAAUAUUUGUGCCCUCAGGGCAUCGGAGAAAACUUACGUUGAAGGUGCAUAAUGUCCACAAUUCGAUGAGAAAUUUCAAAUGUCAAUACACUGUAGAUCAAUCAACCCAUGAGCGACCGGCGACGAGAAAUGGCGACAAAAUUCAAUGCGAUGAGCUGAGGUUUGAAUACUUUAGUAGAGGUUACGGUAACGGGACUGCGCGAGCCGAAUUUGCCCUUGUCUGGUGGCCAGAUUCUGCAUUAACUCAGUCCACAGGAGGCGUUGCCAGUGUCUCAUCGCUGAUUUCAUCUGCCUUAUCAGCGCCUCGAGAUCCGGUUGUCAACUCGAUCUCAUCUUCCGGCCGUUCUCGAACAAUCACAGUUGGUCCAGGCUUCAAGUUGGAUAAUUCUGAAGAUUUCCACGUCAUCAUCUACAAAUGCGACCAACUAGCCUCGAAUUGUGGAACUUGUCUUGGGCUGGAGAUUGAUAAUUUUGAAUGUGGAUGGUGUUCGGCGGAGACAAGAUGUACUCACCUGGAUUCAUGUUCAGUGACCGGCGAGACUUCAUGGUUAACCAGAAAAAAGGAUUCUUUGAGUGAAGAACUGAUGUGCCCAUUCCCUCGAAUCGAUUCGUUUUAUCCAAAGAAAGGACCCAUCAACGGAGGGACCAAGAUCACCAUCAAUGGAGUAAAUCUUGGGCUUAAGUUUAGUCAUGUGAGAGAUGCCGUCAGAGUAGCCAAUGUGAAGUGUGAUGUCUCGGAACAUGAUUAUGCCCCUUCUCAGAAGAUCGUUUGCCACACCAGGUCCCCUUCUCAACGCCAAACACAAGCUCAACAUGUAGUAAUAAAGCUGAAAGACGACCCUCAGUUUACAGCAGUGUCCAAUGAUACUUUCAUGUAUGUGAACCCGAAGAUACUGUCGUUCCGGCCAUUCCGAGGUCCCAGGUCUGGUGGAACAGAUAUCACCGUGAUGGGAGAGGACUUGGAUUCUGGCGCUUCGUUUAAUUUAACCAUCGGAAAUACUCCAUGUCAAGUCAACCAACGCUCAAGUACCAUGGUUGUGUGCAGAACUGGACCUUCGCAAGCAGAGGGUGCUGAAUAUCUUGUGGUAAACACGGAUGGGACACAAGUCAAAGUGGAUAAUGUCCAAUUCCAAUAUACGUAAGUUAAGAUUACAUUUAAAAAAAUAUAUUUUAGACAAAAUCCGGUUGUGGAUCGAGUAACUCGUCCAGUGAGUAUUGUAUCUGGGGGAAUCGCGGUAGAUGUUUUCGGAAAGGGAUUGGAUCUACUGCAGCGACCUAGGAUGGUGGUUACUCAUGAAGAUAAGGUCUAUUUUGGACAGAAAUGUGAAGUCUUGGAUGAGCAUCUGAUGGUGUGUAGAACUCCAGGAUUAGAUGAUCUUCCCAUGCAUCGAAGAGCGUCGUUGACGGUUGACCGCCCACUGUUGGCCGAUUAUGGAUUUGAUUUGGAUGGACAAUUAACUGGGUAAGUUACUCGAAUCGUAUUUGAUAUUGUUUCAGAAACCUUACAAUUGAAAGAUCUCUUCCCAAACUUACCGUCUACGAUGACCCUCGAAUCGUUCCAUUUGGAGAGAUCUUGACAGUAAAACCUUCCGGGGAUUUAGUAAUCAAAGGAGCUUCUCUUAAUGUAGCAGCUUCUACAAGAGAUGUCAGAGUUGUGGUGGACGGGAAACCAUGCAAUGUAACUGCUUUGGCCAGUAGUACAUUGACUUGUCUUCUCCAUCCCGAACUCUCAGACGAUGAUAUGGAAGUGACUGUAUUUGUGGGACAACGUUCCGAGAGAGUGGGGGUUAUCUCCCAGAGUACCCACAAUUCUUCUUCAAGCCUUUAUGUCAUCGCGUUUGUCUUUGCAUUCAUCGGGAUCUUUAUGAGUAUCACUCUGAUUUGUCUGUACAAGUAAGUUCAUUAAAAAUACUUUUGGGUUACUGCAUUUUUAAUACUCAAUUAAAUUGUUUCAGAAGAAAGAACACCUCACACAACAAACAACUCCGAUACCUCAAGAAUCAGAUGAACUCGAUCGAGAUCAAGGUGGCCCAGGAAUGCAAAGCUGCUUUUGUUGAACUCCAGACUUCGAUGAAUGCGAUUACUCACAGUGUUCCUCAAGGAGGAUCAGCCAUUCCCUUUCUUCCUUAUAAGGAUUAUGCAGCGAGAGUAAGGAUUAUGACGUCAUUAAUUAGAAAAUUUUACGUAAUUAGUUAUUUCAAAUUUUAUUUUCAGAUUCUGUUUCCACAAAACUUCAUCAACCAUCCAGUAUUGUCUGAGCUGGCAGUUGAAGCCGAGAGAGCGGAGUCCAUUGAGAGUGGGUUACGUCAGCUGAAUCGGCUACUUCUUAACCCCAACUUCUUGCUGUCUUUUGUCCGAACCAUCGAUGAGAAUAAGUAUUUGUUGCUGAAGGAUAGAGUUUAUGUUGGAUCCUUGAUCAUGGUCAUCUUACAGGUAAGUAUUAGAUAUUUGUUUGCCUGAUUUGUGUUCCAAAUUAAUCUUUCUUUAUUUUAGGGUCACAUGGAAUACUGUACUGAGAUUCUGAAGAUUCUUUUGAAAGAGUUGAUCAGAAAGAAUCUAGACGGAAAAUUCCAACCAAAAAUCUUGUUCAGAAGAGCCGAGAGUGUGGCUGAGAGAAUGUUGAGUGCGUGGUUCUCUUUCCUCAUGCAUCGAUUCCUUGAGCAAGCAGCUGGCAAAGAACUCUAUCAACUUUAUUGGUCGAUAAAACAACAAACGGAGAAAGGUCCUCAAGACGCCAUUACUAUGGACGCCAGAUAUUCUUUGUCUGAAGAGAAACUUCUGAGAAGUUCCAUCGAAGUGAACGAGCUGACAGUCUACGUUUUGAAUGAUGGCACUCCCGGAGCUCUUUACGACGUCCCAGUCAAAGUUUUGGAUUGCGAUUCGAUUGGCCAAGUCAAGGAGAAGUGUCUAGAUGCCAAGUAUCGGACGACUCCCUUUUCUCAACGACCUCAUCCCAACGAAGUUGACAUUGAACUCCGGACUCCAACACAUCGAAUGCUCCUUCAAGAUCUCGAUGCAACCUCCAAAGCUGAGAAUGGAAUUUGGAAAUACAAUACUUUGGCCCAUUACAAGAUCGAGAACAAGGCGACUUUGGCGUUGAUCCCUCGGCCAGCCUCGGGAUCAGUCUACAAUCUCUCCAUGUUGAGUGAAAAGUCUGACAAGAGUUCUCCGAUGAGUAUCCACAACAAUUCGCUUCAUCAAAGCCAUGGCCAUCUUCACAUUGGUCCCACAAAUAGUCCUACUUUAUCCCGGCCCUUUGGAACAUCUUCCACUGGAUAUAACAAGGAUACCAACAACUCCGUUAAGGUGAUGCAUUUGGUUAAACCCAUGGAUCAUGGAGGAUCUCAGGAUAAUGAGGACAAACUGGUGACCGAAGUCUACCUCACAAGAUUGCUGACAAUGAAAGGCACUCUAAAACAAUUCAUAAAGAGAAAUCUUAAGAUGAUACUCUCUGUGAAUAAUGGCGUGACUGCUCUUCCUCUCUGUAUCAAGUACAUGUUUGAUUUCUUGGAUGAACAAGCUCAAGAGCAUCUCAUUGAUGACCCUGAUGUCGUGCAUGCUUGGAAGAGUAAUGCACUGCCAUUAAGAUUCUGGGUGAAUCUCAUAAAAAAUCCAGACUUUAUCUUCGACAUUCCGAAACCCACGAAGAUCGAGGGUUCUCUUAAUGUGGUUGCUCAGACACUAAUGGAUGCGUGCUCAACGCAAGACCAGCUUCUGACAAAAGAUUCUCCGUCAUCAAAGUUGCUGUUUGCUGAUGUCAUGGAUGAAUACAAGAGCUGGGUCCAAGAGUAAGUUCCGGAGUACAAAAAAGACAGAAAAAACUAGUACAGAAGUUUAAAAUAAAUGUUAUCUUUCCAGCUAUUAUCGUGCCAUCAAAGAGAUGCCUCCAGUGAAAGAAGAACAGAUGAGCGCUUUUCUGGCCGAAGAAUCCAGAAACCACGCCAAUGACUUCCGCGUCUUCUCAGCCCUCAACGAACUUUAUGUGUACGUCCAUCAAAACAAGGAGGCUGUUCAGGAAGAGUUAUCGCAGAAUGAUGUGGCCAUCCAUCAACAACUUCCAGAGAAGUUCCAGAAACUUCUGGAUACAAUGGAAGUGAUUCCAGACGCCUUGAUCAUGAACAGCGGAUCAUUGGAGAACUACAACUCCAAGUCCAGGCUGAUGUCCAAUUCAGCGAAUCGUUUCUAUUAG
Molecule: messenger RNA, 8314 nt
Organism: Bursaphelenchus xylophilus (pine wood nematode)
Lineage: Eukaryota; Metazoa; Nematoda; Chromadorea; Rhabditida; Aphelenchoididae
Source: the annotation of a GenBank genome assembly